Molecule: messenger RNA, 954 nt
Organism: Solanum pennellii
Lineage: Eukaryota; Viridiplantae; Streptophyta; Magnoliopsida; Solanales; Solanaceae
Product: microsomal glutathione S-transferase 3
Exons: 4
Coding region: 266-703 (145 amino acids)
Cellular component (GO): endoplasmic reticulum; membrane; nuclear envelope
Molecular function (GO): glutathione peroxidase activity; glutathione transferase activity
Source: RefSeq, a predicted model, not a curated record
ACUAGACAAUUCCAAAUUUUGCACUUUUUCUAGUUCUAGAAGAAAGGGUCUAAAAAUUGCAGAAAUUGCAUCCAUUAUUAUAAUUGUGGGAACACAAAUUGACAAAGUCAAAAUCUCAUUUGUGCAGUCUUGAGAAACAAGACACCAUUACUGUAGAGAGAUCUUGAACAGGUCAAUAUAAAUAAACCUUACCUCAACGCAAAGCGAAGUAUCAAUUCUCCCUUUUCUCGUACUUCCUCUCAAAACACCAAAUCGGAAAAAAACCAUGGCCGGAGUUGAAUUCCUCCCCAAAGAAUAUGGAUAUGUAAUUCUUGCUCUUGUCGUCUACUGUUUCCUCAACUUCUGGAUGUCCUUUCAAGUCGGCAAAGCCCGCAAACAGUACAAGGUUCCUUAUCCAACAAUGUAUGCUACUGAAGCUGAAAACAAGAAUGCUAAGUCCUUUAACUGUGUUCAGAGAGGUCAUCAGAAUUCAUUAGAAAUGAUGCCAACAUUUUUCAUGCUGAUGAUUGUUGGAGGAAUUAGGCACCCUUUGAUUUGUGCAUCUCUUGGAGCUGUUUAUAUUGUAUCUCGCUAUUUCUACUUCACUGGUUAUUCCACUGGCGAUCCCCAAAAUCGUCUUACUCUUGGGAAAUACAAUUUCUUGGCAAUUAUGGCACUGAUGAUUUGCGCAGCAUCUUGUGGAGUUAAUUUUCUUAUGUCGUGAAUAUUUGUCUCAAAUAGAGUAACCUCCUUGUAAUUCCCUUUAUUUCCAGUAAGAGAUGAUGUCUUUUUUAUGUCUGUUUUGUCAUUAAUAUGAAUUAAAUUGGUACUUUCUGUAUCAAGUUACCUCAUCUGCAUACUGUUUUCAGUGUUUGCCAUUUUUAGUUACAGUGAUUUUAUUAUGAUUUGGAAGGAAAUUGGCAUUGCUCAAGACUAUUGUAAUAUGACUUCAUGUUUGGAAUCGUUUGAUCUUAA